ACAACGCUGACUACACAACGGCUGCUCGGACUCGUUCGAAACAAAAAAUUUGUUGUGUAUUUUGUGUGAUAUCGAUUAUUUUAACCGACUUGAUCUUUCAAACUGAAAUUGAAGAGAAAAACCGUUACCAAAGUGUUUUGAACCAUUUUCGGACAAAUCAUGCGUUAGUUUCUCUGGUCUUGAAACCGGGUGCAGUGUGCAGUAAGGACAACAGCAACAACAUCCAGUGCCAGUUUCCCGGAAAGCGGGUAAAAGCGCUCUGCUUUUUUGCUUCUCACCAUCUUUAUUUCGCUCUCUUUCGACAUAAAUUCAUUCCGUUGCUUUGGACAAUUUAUGCGAAUUUCAACGGAGUUGCAUGAAUGCAAGCACCAAACAAUGUGCCAUCCUCUUACCUAGCAAACGUUGAGAAUGACGUCAACCAAUAAUAGUUUUGUGGACAAUGUGAAUAUGAAAAUUAAUAACAGCGAAAAAAGCACAAGCUGCAAAUUUUAACAGUAACUGUGUAGAUUGGUGUCUGUGGUUGUGUGUACGUAGCAAAGUGGCAAACAGAACGAACGAACGCUAGUGAAAUGAUAUGAAAAAUCAUCAAAUUGUGCGAAUAUAUAAAACACAUUAACAAGAUAAACUGCAACCAAGAAAGAGAGUGCGAGACAUACAAAGCACUCAGAACAUUCAGAAUCAAGCAUACAUAUACGUCCAGCUGGUUCGAUACAGUGACUUUUGUUCCUUUUCACCAGUAUUGAACAACUCAAAUGCGAACAGCUGAACGACGAAGAAAUGCUGUAGUGCUAUCAACGACCAAGUGACUUUGGACCGUAUGCAAGAACAAGUGUGUAAUGGUAUGCGGGGCUGUUGAUGAUGUGUCUAUUUACACAUUAUUUUAGUGUUCGACCAUUCUCUCUAAUACCAAUGUCAAUGCUUCCCAUUCGGCGUGUGUUGUAAUUUUGUGUGAAUGCGACACAGCGACCGGUCGGUAUUGUUUCCAUGCACAAAAGUCGUUGCCACAAUUAUUUUAUUUCAUUAGCUUAUCUAAAAAGAUUUUCGGAUUAGUUUUCCGUUCGUGGUGUAGUUUUUCGUAGUGCGACGCAAAAGCAGCAACGACAAGCGAUCUCGCGUAAGAUACGGCCCAAAUAAAGAACGAAAAAAGAACAACGAACACUCGAACACACAGAAAGACAGAGAGGGGAAGAGAUAGAGAGAGAGAGAGAGAGAGAGAGCCCGAGAAAUAAUUACAUAAAAAAUUAUUUAUCAUAACCACUAAGUGUGGAACACGUAAUCACAACGGCAGCUCGUGAACAGUGAGAGUAAACGAGAGAGAGAAACAAAGAAGGAGAAUUAAACCAAGCGAAACGAGUGCGCUGUCGAAAAAAAAAAUUGUUUGUUUAUGUCGACCGAAAUCAGUGUUGAAACUUGACACAAAAGCGCAUCGCAUUUGUUUGCAUAAAAAAGGGAUGAGUUCGGCUUGAAACGCGCGUAUGUAUGGACCAUACACAAUUGAAACGAAUGCGAAAGAGGAAAAAAGAGAGACGACGACAACAGCAACAGCAACAGCAACAGCAACAGCAGCAGCAUCAGUAGCAGCAGCUAAGACAAAAACGACAAAAACAACGAACAACCGAACAAUUAUUGAGGUGUUGAAGCGAACAUCCGCACGUUAUUAUUAUCGAAUCGUUAUAGUUGCCGUCAUCAUCAUAACUCAAUUAAAUGAAAAUGUGUCCGAUGUAAUUCAGCACCCCCACACUGACGAUUUGGGGGUGUCUAUCGAUAAUGUCUCUUUAGCAUCAAUUAUUAAUCAGGCGCUGAGUUCAUUAUCAACGACAGCGGCCACCACCACCGAAAAUGCUACUGAUGAACGUGAUGUACCGCAAAUCCCAGCAUACAUUCGGACUACAUCUAUGGUUUUUUGCAUCACAAUCAUGUUGCUGGGUGUGAUUGGAAAUCUAAUGGUGCCAAUCGUAAUAAUGAAAACAAAAGACAUGCGAAAUUCCACAAACAUUUUCCUAAUAAAUUUAAGCAUAGCUGAUUUGUUCGUGCUGGUUGUAUGCACACCGACUGUUUUAGUCGAAGUAAAUACCAAACCGGAUACCUGGAUCUUGGGCCAUGGAAUGUGCAAAGCAGUACCAUUUGUUGAAUUGACUGUGGCGCAUGCAAGUGUUCUUACUAUUUUGGCAAUAUCAUUUGAGCGUUAUUAUGCGAUUUGUGAACCGUUAAAAGCUGGCUACGUUUGCACAAAAACCCGAGCGCUGAUGAUAUGUCUGGCUGCAUGGGCGGUUGCUGCAAUUUUUACAAGUCCAAUCCUUCUGAUGGCAGAAUAUCGUUCGGCUGAAGAAUAUCUUGAUGGAUCUCACGUGCCCGUAUGUUUGACACAAGCAUCGAAUGCAUGGAGCAUCACAUUUUUUGUGAUGACCAUAUCCGCAUUUUUCCUACUGCCAUUGUUUAUUUUAAUUGUACUGUAUACGAUAAUCGCGAAAAAUCUGAUUACCAAAGAUGGACGAAUGGUAAAAAUUCGGCCCAGCAAACCGGAGCUGAGUUUCAAGGCGCGCAAACAAGUCGUUUUAAUGCUUGGAGCCGUUGUAUUCUCGUUUUUCGUGUGCUUGGCACCAUUUCGCGUGUUCACACUAUGGAUCAUUAUCGCGCCCGACGAACAGGUCAAGCGAAAAGGAUUAGAAUUCUUUUACAAUUUCCUCUACUUUAGCCGAAUCAUGUUGUACCUGAAUUCCGCCAUCAAUCCGAUUCUCUAUAAUCUAAUGUCGUCGAAAUUUCGUAAAGGAUUCCGUAAGCUGUGGUGCAGUUGCUGCUAUUUGAGCAGAAAAUGCAAUCGCACCAAACAUGAACGCACCACUGCCAUCAAUGCAAUUGCCACAGCAACAACAACCACCACGACCAGUGUCACAUCGCACAGUGUACUGUGCAAAAAGCUCAGUCAUAGUCGAACAUUAUCACUGGACGAUGUUAAGAACAACACGACUUCCAUGGAUAGCGAAGCGCACACCUGCAGCGUUAACAACACAUCCAACGAAAGUAAUGGGAAAACGAUGCGAAAAAAUCGCAGUCUGAUGCAUCAGGCAUCGUCACAAAGCACAAAUACAUCAUUAGACGAUGACCGCAGGGAUGAUUGCUUGGCAUGCCGAAGUAAAAUGGGUAAACAACGUAUCGCCCGAGUGUCGUUCAGUUUAAGCUCCGAUUCGAAUGAUUCAAGCGAACGGCCACGGUCGAAUACCAAUGGCGCCAUGCGAAAGAAAAAAUUGAAAUUUCAAUAUGGAUUUGAUGAGGAUCGUUUUGCGUCUAUCAAUGCUGUGGUAUCUGCGCCGGUGACUGGCGGUAAUCUUCAUUCAAUCGAAAUUCGACACGAUUCAGCCAUCAAAAGUAUCGAAAUUGAACAGCUGCCAACCGAUGAAGAUGACCCAGUCGAACAACAAAUGAUACCAUUCCUUUACGAUGAAAAAUUUAGCCCCAUGCUAUGGAUUGCGAAAUACACGUUCACCGAAUAUUAUGAUGGAUCCAUAGUUAGCGUCUGCCUAACGCUAGUCGAUUCAUUUUGGCCGGCAUUUUAUUUCGUCGGUAGCAUAGCAUUGUUCUUCAUAUUACCGUUUUUGAUAUUGCUCGUGCUGUACACGGUGAUUGCGCGUCACUUAAUGAACAAUCCAGGCAUCACAUCGCAUGGCAAUCGAAGUAAUGUGCUAAAAUAUCGUAAGCAGGUCAUAUUCAUGUUGGGCGCCGUCGUCAUUAGCUUCUUCAUCUGUUUACUGCCGUUUCGUGCAUUAACACUGUGGAUAAUCAUUGUACCGCCAGAAGCGAUGCUAGAAUUGGGCGUCGAAGGGUACUAUUCAUUACUGUACUUUUGUCGCAUUCUAUUGUACAUCAAUUCAGCGCUAAAUCCAAUUCUCUAUAAUUUGAUGUCAUCGAAAUUUCGGGAAGGAUUUCUAAAACUACUUGGAUGCAAGUCAGUGGUGCGGCACAAACUGUUUUUGGGCACGCGAAAAGGCACGUUCCAUACCACAUCGACGAAUUUGAGUAGUUCAAAUAGCGGUGACAAGCGUAAAAGUGCACGAAUCAAAGAUGAUUCGGAUACGAUUACGGCUUCGAUUGUCAUUAAAAAUGGGCUGGAGGAUAUUUUGGUGAUUAGCAGUGAUAGCGAACGGUCCAGUUCGAUAAGUGUGGAAGCGAAACGAAAUGGUUUUGCAAAGCGAAAACGUAGCACAUUUGAAGACAUCGAAGAAAUCGAGGAGAUUGGCUCGGUCAAGAGGAUGGAUACGGACGAUACGGAUGGCGGUGCGACCACUUCAAAUAAAAAGAAAAGCAACAAAGAAGUGUAUUUUGGCCAUCAAAAUGGACGUAAUGGCUGCAAUGCAAAUCGACGACGAAGCAGCUCCGGCAUCAGUGCACACUGUAAAACACAACUUAUAUCCGCUAUGUCGAACAAACACUCUGAAUCCAUCGACUCAUCAGCCGAUGAAAUCGAAUGCUAUCCCGAAAAUCACACGCCAAUCUAUGAAUCCCGUUUGAAUUACAACUCAAACGACGAUCGCGAAUCCAAAUUAUUCAUACAACAUUCAAUUGGCACUGAAAGUUUUGUAUAACAACUAGAUUUUGUUUUGUUUUUUCGUAUUCAAAUCACAACAAUGGAAACAUUUUUUUUAAAUGUUUUUUUUUAAAAUAUUUAUUUAAUAGAAUUAUAAAUAUUAGCAUUGUUUUUCCAUUGAAAAUCUCGAAUUUUGCACUGCCUAAUUUAUUCAUCCACUUUCCAUGUGUCUAAAUCUUCUCUUUUUUACGGCUUCAUCAAUGUACAUUGUCAUCACUCAACCAAAAUAAAAACACACACGCAUCCUGUCUAUAUGAUUGAAUCAUCUACCUCACACAAUAGAUUCGAGAGAAUUAUAUACAGUGAUCCUUUUACCAAACAGUCUUAGAAUGUAAAACACCCAGAAGAAGAAGAAGAAAAAAUAAUACAUAUAUAAUCAAAUAUUAUAAACUAUAAUCAAAGUGAAUAAGAUUUUUUCUAGACAACUAAGUACGGUAUAAGAUGAUCAUCAAUGCAGCGGUGUAUUCAUAUUGAAGAUGGAACUAAAUCAUUAUCCAGAACCAUAUAAAAUACGAAAUCUGUUGAAUGUUGAAACCAUUUUGAUGGGCUAAGCGAAUUAAAUUCCAAAAAAUGAACUUUUUUCUUCUUCUGUAUCUCACAACUCGAAAUUUCUCCAUUUCCAAUUGAAAGCCAAAUUGGAAUGGUUUUCUUUUUCUACAUUUUGUUAAACAGAAUCGACAAUAAGUUCUUCAUUUUCACGGCUCAAACUCAACAAUCACACACACACACACACACACACCAGCAGCUGAUGCUUUAAACCAGUGCAUUGUUUGUAAAAAGCCAUAUCAGUUAGAGAAAAGAAAAAGAAAAUCCAUUAAUUAAAUGAAUAUUAACCAAAAAUAAAUACUCAUUCAUUUUUGUACUUGACAUAGAGAACAGCUCUUUGGCUUGUGAUUGUAUCGAAGUCAUUAUACUUUGAAAACACAAGCAAUGCUCGCCAAUAAAAAAAUAAAUAAAACGAAGAAAAAAGAAUAAAAAAAACGUAGAAAUUUCAUACACAUAAAACUUUGUAUAAGCCUAGAAUAAGAUAAAGAAUAAUCAAGAUACCAAAUAAUGAAAACCCAACUAAAGUUGAACAGAACAAAUAAAAUCGAUGACUGCUUACACUUCCUUUGUACUCGAUGAUACACAAACAGAGAAAUAAACAAACAAAAUCACAACAGACAUCAAAUUAACGCUCCAUAAAAACGAAACUCAAUUUUCACACUUGAAAUUUUAUUGUGGAAUAUUAACCCAAUUUGCAGCAUUGACAAAGUUAUUUUCACAGGAACAAACCGUUUAAAGUGAUUUUGUUUUGUUUUUCAGUUCUUUUCACACAGUCAUAAUGUUUUGAUUGCCAAUUUAUUUUGACCAUUUUUUUUUCUCUUUCGUUUAUUGAGCAAAUUGAAAUUGCUAUAUGUAUUUUUCAUGUUUAUUUUUAUGGACUCACUCAGUAUUAUAUCGAACAAAUUAAAAUGAGAUUUUUCUUUACCGAAAUUAACUGGUUAAUUUUCCAUUUAAGCCGAAAAUUUAUCGAAUACGAGGACCUAUUCAAGACUUCUUCCUAUUUUACCUAUUUAAAAAACAUGAUGAUCAAAUGAAAACCAAAAUUUGAAAUAUCGUUUGAACUUUAGCUCAGUUUUGAUCAAUGAAACGAGCCGUUUCAGAUCAAUAGAUGUAGACAUAUGUAAGCUAGUAACAAUAGUUUUGUAUACUGGAAAUAAUCAAUAAUUUAAUAACUGGAAAUUGUCCAGAUUCUAUUCUUGAGCUAAUAUCGACGGCGCAUCACUCGACCCUAAACAGCUUAAAAUCCUUUGUGAUGCGUCAUUAUCGCAUUAGCUCAACAAAUGAUCUUUGGAAUUUUAUAGACCAUUUCAUUUGAAAACACUUGAGCGGAACAUUUCUUGCAGUGACAUUUUAACGAAUAAAAAGGAUAUAGAUUUAAAAUUCCAAAAAUUUACAAAAAAAAAAUGAAAUAAAUGAAUGAGAAAAUACUAGGCAUAACAUACCCACUCCAUAUAAAAUGAAGUAUUAAUAUACGUGAAAAUAAAAACUGUAAUUUCUUUAAAAAAUGACAAUAAAGUGUUAAAUAACUCGUUUGGGUUUCUGUCACACUUUUGCAUAUUUUAUAAUGAACAUUUUCCAAAAAGAAUUGAACAACAACCAUUCAAACCAAUCUACAGUUUCUUAAAUACAAGGUACUUUAACAAAAGAACAAUAUAUUUCCAAACCAAAUGUCUCAACUUUUGAUUCAGUUCAAUAAAAUUGUUCACUGCCAAUUAUACCAUGAAUUCAAAUAGAUAUGAGUAAUAAACUAUAGCCUGCGCUCAUUUUCUGUUGACAAAAAAAUUAUAAUGAAGAAGAACAAAGAAAAAUCCUAUUAAAAUUCACUAUGAACAAUCAGAUUGAAACGAUGUCAUACUAAUUAUACGAAACAUAUAUACUCCCAAUCUUUUAAUAUUGAUUUUCUCGUUUCGUGGAGCAUUUUUUUUAAAAUGAUACUCCGGGAGCGCAAAUGAAAUAUUGAACCAUUUAUCACCAAAUAUAGAAUCAUUGUGUAGAAUUUUUUCUAAAAAAAUAAACACACAGAAAUAAAUCAAAUCAAACCCAAAAUGGUAGUUGUAUUUGUAAAGGGAAAGUUAUUUAAAUAAAAACUAUUUUUAACACAGAAUAUUCACCCGAAGAGUUCGUUCAUUUGCUUUUAUCGAUGCCAUUUGUUACGGUCGUUAAGCAUUGCGGGCGAAUAGGUAAGGUUAUUUCUUUGCAAUUGGACAAGACAUUUUAAUAAAUCGCUUGAGGCAAUAUCGGAGGUUAUCGAACUUUACUCGAAACUGAAAUACAUACCGAGUAGUUCAACCAAACAUUCAACAAAUGCGGUUAUAAUUCAUUAUUCUAAUGAGUUAUCAAAAAGCCGAACUAAUUACAUUCAAAUUGAUAAUAGAUUAUAGAAAAUGCAUCAAUAAACACAAAUCGAAUGGGCUUCAUUAUAAUGCUAACGAUAAUUGUAAUAAGAAAUUGCUUUUCUCCCCCGGAUGAGCAACUAACUCCAUCUGUUGACAAUUUUUGAAAUCAUACGAACAUUUGAGAACGACAAAUGUUAGAAACUAACCCUUCAGUCUGUUGAUAAGUCUUUCUUCUGAAUAGUUAUAAUUGCUAUUGCUGUUGACAGCUGAUUUGACACUGGUUUCGUUUUUAUAAGCUGAACGAUGACAAAAUUCAUCAUUCUUUGCUACAUCGCAGUUCUGUUUACAACGUACACUAUGGCAUCCAAAUUGGACAACCUCUCGACUGAGUCGAAUGUUGAUGAACUUUGGUCUUUGUAUAAAGUGGAGCACAACAAGAGCUACGAACCAGCUGAGGACGCUGAACGUUUUGAAAUAUUCAAGAACAAUGUGAAAAAAUUCA
Molecule: messenger RNA, 7966 nt
Organism: Sitodiplosis mosellana (orange wheat blossom midge)
Lineage: Eukaryota; Metazoa; Arthropoda; Insecta; Diptera; Cecidomyiidae
Exons: 10
Coding region: 1476-4580 (1034 amino acids)
Biological process (GO): G protein-coupled receptor signaling pathway
Cellular component (GO): plasma membrane
Molecular function (GO): G protein-coupled receptor activity
Source: RefSeq, a predicted model, not a curated record